UUCUGCAUAUAUUUCUUAGAUUUUUCUUGUCUUGGAUAUUAAUAUUUAAGGUCCUGCACAUAUUUUUCGUCUCCUGCAUAUAAUUUUAAUGUCCUGCAUGUAUUUUUCUUGUCCUGAAUAUAAAUCUAAAGUCCUGCAUGCACUUCUCAUGUUCUGCAUAUAUUUCUUUUGUUCUGCAUAAAUAUUUCAUGUCCUGAACAUAUUUCUCAAAAUGUCCUGAAUAAAUUCCCUUUUGGCUUGCCAUAUAUGACCUUCUUUUCAAGGUCACAUAGGUCAAAUGGCGUAAGUUGGCUGUUACCAUGGAACGUUUCUUUAACCACAAUGACCAGUGAUCUCAAAUUCAGUCCACAUGUAGCCAAUAGGUCAGGUGAUCUCAGGGGCCGAUGUUGGGUCCGAUCUGCUUCACCGUUUCAAGAAGUAACAUUUGAAGAUGAGGUAGAGGAUGAUGUCGAUAAUCAGACUGAUGAGGACGAUAAUGAUGAAGGUGAAGAUGAAGGUGGUCAUGAUUAUGAUCAGGAUGAGUCUGAUGUUGGUGUUGCCGAGGCGGAUGCAGUUCCAAGUUCUAGUUCCAAGACUUUGAAGACAAAGAAAACAAAGAAGAAAAAGGAAGCGCCCCACACAUCAAAGAAAGCUCCAUGGACUGAUGAGCAAAGGGAAGCAGUCCUAAGGCACUUCCAGCGUCACAUAGCUCUUAAAAAGUGCCCAGGAAAGAAAGAUGUAGACGAUUGUAAAAAAGAGGAGCCAUGUGUUAAAGAUAGGGAUUGGAGGAACAUCAAAGAUUUUGUGAGACAUCAAAUUGUGAAAGCCAAAAAAAGGCAGGCUGAUCAGUAUAAAAAGUUCAAGUAAAAUUUAUUGUAAGAAGAUGUUUUGAGAAUACCGUUACCGUCACAUGGGAUGACUUUGAACAGCGGGGCGACUUUGAAACCCCCCAGAAAUGAUUCUUGUGACGAGAAACAUCUACAGCUGGGUGUUCAAAGUUACCCCACUGUUCAAAGUCACCCCGUGUGACGGUACUUGGGUUCUGUAUGUCAUGUGCAUGUAUGUCGACUAAAGUUUGUGCAGCCAAACUGCCAAUAGGCAAAAACAUUGAGUCGGUGGCUGAUGUGAUUAUUUUCUCGAGCUAAACUUUCUCCAUAAAUAUGAUAAAUAGAUAUCCUGAACAUCAGGGGUUUUGUAUUGCACUCAUACCUCCCUUAGCUCUAUCCCUGAGUUUGAAGGGGGUCACCUAUUUGUCACAAUUUUUCACCGUCGGGUUUACGGCAGCCAAUCAGGCUUCAUGUGUAAUAUGGUACCCCUGAUGUCCAGGGUGUAAAUAGAGGGCCUGUGACUGAAGGCUAGCAAAGAACAGCAAAAAUCUGUGGAACGAUGCAUUGGUCAUUAUCAUCGUCUCUAUAACCAAUAUAUUCAGUUAAUCGCAUUGAUGAGACUUUUUUGCCAUUUUCAGAGUGGACAAUUUUUGCAAAAAUGUCAUGUCAUCAAUCAUUGUUUAAGUCAAAUGGUUGGCGCAGUGUGCAUUUGCACCAAUUUACAUGUACUUAGUAUAUCGGUGCAAAAUGUACACAUAACUGUAUCAUCUCCUUUUGCAAUGUAUCAUGUGUGUAUGCUUGCAAUUGAAUUCAAGUUGGGACCACCUUGCUCAUUGGGAGGUGCCCGUUUGAAACCUGGAAGGAAUGUCUGGACAUUGCAUGUCCCUAUUAUCAAUAGUGUAGAUGAAGAGUCCCUGUUUGGUCAGUAAAAGACAAAUCUCCCAAUAUUUUGGUGUUUUGUGAUAUCCUCUUCCUAAAUCAUCUUUUGACUAGGACUUAAUAGCCUGACUUUCUUACUUUGGAAACUUAAUGAUAACUUUAGGUGUUUAGGCACGUGACCAAUACUAUUUUGGGCACCAUAUUAGAAAUCAUGUAAAAUCAGGUGCCUGACAUACAAGGUUUGAGCCCAAGUUUAAGUCAUGAACUUGAGUGAGUGAAUAAUUCCACAGUCCAAAUAACUAAAUACUUUGUAGAGGGCUCAUGGUUUAUAGCGGGUCAUUGCGCUUUCAGUGUCACUCAUAUUGUGGCGCUUUGAAUCACUUCAGAGUGUAGUGUGACGCUACCAAAAUGUAUGCCCUAUAACCAAAGCGAAUUCCGCUAUUCAAUAUCAGAAAAACGGUUUGAUAGGGCUUUUAGUGUGAACACAAUGUAUCUCAGGCUACUGAGUAACAAUUAGUGGGAGCAAACAAAAUCGUGUUUCUAUGGUUACUUAGACAGUCUGGCACCCAAUAUAACAAAAGUUAUAUGCAAUGGGGAAAUAUAAAAUGUGUAAAGUUGAUGUACUCGGAUAAAAAUCACUAGUACUUGUGGCAAGUGUUUGUGGCUAGAUGACAUUGAUGAUAUUAUGUAGAGAAACAUUGCAUACUACAGUGUGGUGAAAAAGCUCAAACCCACACUGUGGAACAAAUUGUAUAGGUAUUUGCUGAAUUGUUGUAUACUUUGAUUAAUUGUUCAUGCAAAGUCAAUAUCAUGGCCUAAAUGCCUUAACAUUAGACUUACAGUCGGCUUAUAUCUGUGAAAUAAGGCUGUUGCAUUAGGGUCGGUAACAAGCAGAGGAGAGGAGUGGUUUCAUAUUUUCAGUGUCUGUAGUACCGUCACACAAGGUGACUUUGAACAGUGGGGUAACUUUGAACACCCGGCUGUAGAUGUUUCUCGUCACAACAAUCAUUUCUGGGGGGUGUUCAAAGUCACCCUGCUGUUUAAAGUCACCCUAUGUGAUGGUACUGAUGAUCUUCAACUCGGGCUCCAGCUAUUGUGCAGUGGCAUGCAGUUAUGUUCAUCAGUAAGCCUGAUGUAACCUUGUGAAAAAAAGUCCUAAUUAAAUUACUUAGUGAAGUUUGAAGUAUUUUUUACUAAAACUAUUAUACCAUUCACUGUAAAUGAUAGUGGCUCAGGAAAGUAAUUAUCGGACCGGCUAUUGGCGAUAUAUAGUACUUAGAGGGUGCCUAUUGUGUUGUGUAUGCCUGCGUACAGGAUGUGGUGUCCUAAAAAUCACUAAAAGGUGUGUACUUUAUCAAACUAUGCUCCUAGACAAGGCUCAAGAAAGAGCUUAGUUUUUAUUUGGGCAGGACUGUAACUCCUAAUUAUUGAGGCAAAUGACUUCGCA
Messenger RNA from Lineus longissimus, 3132 nucleotides. Its product is annotated as nucleophosmin-like. Lineage: Eukaryota; Metazoa; Nemertea; Pilidiophora; Heteronemertea; Lineidae. The coding region runs from base 247 to 846 and encodes 199 amino acids. The record is from RefSeq and is a predicted model, not a curated record. The transcript has 4 exons.